Molecule: messenger RNA, 1627 nt
Organism: Oncorhynchus gorbuscha (pink salmon)
Lineage: Eukaryota; Metazoa; Chordata; Actinopteri; Salmoniformes; Salmonidae
Product: sushi-repeat-containing protein SRPX-like
Source: RefSeq, a predicted model, not a curated record
UGUGGAAGAAGUCAUGUGGUCUGAAUACUUUCCAAAUGCACUGUAAUUCUCUCUCUCACUACCUUCCCACCCCUGUUUUUAGGGACCCCUUGGUGCGCCCCCAUCAAGGUGAAGCACGGUAAUGUGAGCUGUCGCAGUCCCGGCGGGGAAUACUAUGGGAACGUGAUGGGAUCGCGCUGUAAGAUCCGCUGUAAGAGGGGUUACGAGGUGCAGCAUGGACACGCAGAGGUGGUGUGUAUGGCCAGCAAACACUGGUCAGGGAGCUAUGCCUGCAGAGAGAUUCACUGUCCUAAGCUGCAGAUGCCUGCGAAUGGGGGCUAUACAUGUUCAGAUGGAUCCUACCUUAACUCCCACUGUGAGUUCUUCUGCUCCCCUGGAUACAAUCUGAAGGGGCCCAAUACUGUCACCUGCCAGUACCACAAGACCUGGACCUCAGGAGAGAGUGUCUGUGUGGAUGUUGACAUCCCAGUAAUAAAGUGUCCUAACCUGAAGGAGAAGACAGCAGAGCCAAGCAGGCUCACAGCCAGUGUGACCUGGGACACACCAGAGGGCAAGGACACAGCUGAUGGCAUCCUCACCGAUGUUAUAUUGAAAGGGAAGCCUCCUGGACACUUCCCUGAGGGUCUCCAUAAGAUGUCCUACACCGUCUACGACCGCACCGGGAAUAAGGGCAGCUGCCGCUUCUUUGUCAGAGUACGAGUGCGUCGCUGCAGCCCCAUGACCCCCCCAGACAACGGUUUUAUGAAGUGUGAUAGUGAUGGUAAUAACUAUGGAGCAACCUGUGAGUUCAAGUGUACAGGAGGGUAUGAGCUGCAGGGCAGCGCUGCGAGGGUGUGCCAGUACGGCCUCACCUGGUCUGGCACGGAAACCAACUGUGCAGCUAUGAACAUCAACGUGGGGGUGCGUACAGCCUCAGGUCUGCUGGAACAGUUCUAUGAGAAACGACGACUCCUCAUCAUCUCUGCUCCCACUGCUGCCAAUCAUUACUACAGGUUCCAGAUGACUGACCUACAGCAUGCCCAGUGUGGUCUGGACCUCAGGCAUGUGACAGUGAUUGAGCUGGUGGGGAUUUACCCCGCACAGAUCGGCCGUAUCCGCCACAGACUUAUCCCUCCAGGGCUGGCCUUACAACUCAGGUUACUGCUCCAGAUCUCCCAUAAUAACUUCAACAUGGUAAUGAUUGACAAGCAGGGGAUGGACAGGGAGCGCUACACGUACUCCAUCACCUCCGCCCAGAUCUUCACCACCAUUGACACAUGGCAGGGACGCGUAGAUGAGAUGGUGCAGCAGGAGGCAGGCCACACCUGCCAGUAGUACAACAGCAUAACAACGCCCUCACCCCAAAUAAUCCCCCUGCCCCCAACCAGAAUCAUAGUGGGGCCAGGUUUUACAACUGCUGCCAUGUUAGCAUCUUCAUUCUUGCUGUAAACAAUCACAACAGAGCAGUGUUUUAUGUUUAACAACAGACAUUUUUAUUUGGGAUAAUUAUGUGUCUCCAUGUCUGUACUGUGUUGUGGUCUCAACAAAUUGCAUAUCUGCUUUCACUGGACAUCUUCACAGGUUUAGAAAACUUUCAGCAUAACUUGAAAGCGUCAAUAUUCACUUAGCAACGGCUAUGGAAGAGAAA